ACCUCUAUAUAUGCUAAAAUAAAACUUAGAUGUCUGUGAUAAUACUCAGUAACAUUAUCUACAAAUAAAAAAAAUAAUAAUUCAAAGAAAUUCAAACUAACCUCCGAACAAAAAAAAUCUAGGUAUUUUCAAAACUUUAUUGAACGCUUUUACACCAUGCAGCCAGGUGCUUGCUGGACAUGUUAGGGCAAGCAGAAUUUAAGAAAGGUAAGAAUAUUUGGCUAAACAAGCAGUUUAUUUUUUUAAUCUCAGUACAUGUUUCUACGAGUUAAAAAUCCAGCUUCAAAAUGUCAAACAGUACAUUCUGAACCGAGUUCAGAAAUUUUUUUGUGGGAUAGAAUACAUCUCACUUGCUACCAGAGUAAACAGGGGGCAGCUGAUAGGCCCGGCUGAAUUAUAAUUAUGGACUCUAGCCACGGUGUCUUUGGAAUAUAUAUAUAUAUAUAUAUAUAUAUAUAUAUAUAUAUAUAUAUAUAUUCACAUAUACCUUUGUAUUCAGAACAGUAAUCAUCAGUUCAGAGCAGACACCACUCAGCUUUUAAUAUUGCUUUGGAAGAAAAAAAAAGCUGAGAAAAACCGAACUACAAAAUGGUCUGAAGGCCUGUAAAGUUUCCUAAUGAGUUAUGAAAAUGGAAAAACCUCUUUCCUUCAAAACCACAAAUACAUUUUCUGUACAACUAUAACUUAAAAAUGACCAACAUAAUUCAAACCACAUUUUGAAGAAAGCAUUUGCCUCUGGAGGAGACUUUCUGUGCUGAGUUUCAGUCCAACAUGAAUUUUUACAUCUGAUUUAUAUACCACUCAGGGUGGAGUGUAUAAGGAAAUCCUGACAGAUCCUCGGAACAGCAUGUGCCAUAAUAGAAUAUUUAUACAGCUUUUCCAUGAUAUAAUUUAUAUGCAAUGGGCUUUCAAAUAUUCCUAAAACUCACACAAGAGAGCAUUAUCAAAUUUCUAAAUGAGUAGUGCAGUUGGAUUUCAUUGGGAAAGAUUUGGUUGGGAAUAAAGAAGGAUCCCUCAUUAGGAUUAUUUUACAAAAUGCAACCAAGGUUAAAAUAAACUAAUCGUCAUUUGAUAAAAGGUAAUAGCUUCAAAAUAUCCUUCCCAUAAACAAAAGAGUUGUAAGGUCUAUUACAACAAUUCUACACUCCCUACACUGUUUGAUUUGGCGACAUUUCUUUCAUGAGAUAACAUAAACAAAAAUAUGCAUGAAUUUGUGUUUCUUACCUUCAGGUAGAUUAAGAAUAAAGAGUGUGCAAAACAAGUCAGAGUUAAAAUGAAAAUUAGGAUGACCUAGUGAGCAGAGUAACAAAUAACUUCAAUCACUCUUAAUAUGAAUGCUAAUUUGCUCUCGGUGUCUGUGAGACUGUGUCAAUAAUCCCUUCUGAUAAGUAUAGGGCAAACUGCAUGCACACGUAUGGUGAGGCAAGAUUCCUCUUAUGCCAAUCUCCCACACAGGCUAGAUAUUUCCAAUAUAGACAUUUUUCUCAGGUUAGAGAUUCUAAAUGUCAUUUUUGGUAUAGUGUCUCUGUUUUCACUCGAGGCUUAUUAUUCCAUGUGAUCUGAAGUAUCUAGAGAGAAAGAAAAUCAGAGCUAGUUACUAAUAGGCAUGGGACUGCAAGUGACUCAGAGUAUCUAAUAUCAGCGAAAGGCAUGCCUCGUGAUGUAUUUGUUCAGUGUCCCCACACAUGCGGCAAUCAGCAGUAAAGAAGAACCAUUGCUAACACCAGAAGAAAAUAAGCUUGGGACUUUGAAGUUCACAGAGUCCUACAUCCCAACCAUUAUUUGUUCUCAUGAGGACAGGGAUGACUUGGGAGCCAAUUAUCAACAUGUAAAAGACAUCGACAAGAAGCAUGAUGAACAUAAUGAAAAGGAAUUAGACUUGAUGAUAAACCAACGGUUAAUAACUUCCCAUGACGAAAAGAAUACAUUUUCAACAGAUGCAGUCAACUCCACAAAUAAAGCUGAGGGGUCAGAGAAGAAACAAGCUCGCCAUGAAAUCCACACUGACUUGUGCAGAGGGCCUUUGUCUCCGAGUUUAUCAGCAGAAAGUUCUUUAAAGAGAGAUUUCUACCACAGCAGAAAUUAUUCCCCAGGAAAUGAGCAUGGUCAUCCACCUUCAGAGGAAAUUAUUUCGGAUGUGGGAGCGAUAGGGUCACCACUGGGAGAUACUAGUUCUGAUGAGUUAAUGCAACUGAAAGUCUGCAGCAAAGAAGACGUAGACGAUAAUGCCAACCCAGCCCACGGGAGUGGCAGAUUGUGUUCUUCCUCUGAUCAACUAAGGGCAGGUGGUCUUGAGAAUAAUGAAGCAGGAAUCAAGAAAACUGGAAUAAAAGAUUACAAAUAUUCACACGGAGAUUCUUAUUUAGAGGCAUCCACAAGUUUGAGAGAAUCAAAUGCGUCUUACAAAGAUGAGUACGACAAAGUGGAUGAUAAAAGGGAGAAGAAAACAUGCUUAGGUGUUAAUGAAAACCCAGGCAAGAAUUUUCAAUCAAUAUUCCAGAACCAAGAGAGACAAAUGGGGUGUGCAAAAAUAAGCGGUGAAGGGGCUAAUGCUAAUAACCAAGACUUGACCACUCUACUGAGCAAAGAUACCACAACUAACACCUGGGCGGUAACCGUCGAUCCCUCUCCUUCAACAAAUACAAACGUGAAUUGGAGAGAAGCCGGAAAUGGUACCGAUUUAGAACGAAGAACUACUGAUCUUGGUUCUCCAAGGAAUUUCAGUCUCCUGACUGAUGGUUAUCUUUUUCAAGCUGACAGGGAAAAAUCCGACUCUAGUAAUUCUGAAGAUCGGAAUAUGAACCCACAGCACAAAAAAAAUUGGAACGUUCUGGAAAGCCAGCCAGAAACAAGAGAGACUGAAACAAAUAUAACCAAGCAUACCAAAGAACAGGCAGAGUACAAAGACACGUGGGGAAAAAGAGAUAACAGUAGGAAUCUGAAAGCUACUUCUACAGAGCAAUUGUUUACGUGCCAAGAAACAGAAUGCUGUGAACUGUCUUCUCUAGCUGAUCAUGGUAUCACUGAGAAAGCACAAGCAGUUGCAGCUUAUAUAAUUAAGACAACAUUAGAAAGUACUCCAGAAAGCGCGUCUGCUAGAGGAAAAGCAAUAAUUGCUAAGCUACCUCAAGAGACAGCACGACAUGACAGGCCCAUCGAGGUAAAAGAAACAGCGUUUGAUCCACAUGAAGGGCGGAAGGAUGAUUCACAUUAUUCCCUUUGUCAUGGAGAUACAGCAGGUGUAAUCCAUGACAAUGAUUUUGAAAGGGAGUCACAUUUAGAUAUUUGUAAUGUACGUGUAGAUGAAAUGGAGAAGGAGAAAACCACAUCUACGUGCUCUCCUAGGAAGACAUAUGACAAGGAGAAACAUGGAAUUGGAAGUGUAACAUCUAUAGACGAACCUUCACAGGUCAUUACAGGCAAUCAAAAAGCUACGUCAAAACUGGAUUUACAUUUGGGAGUGUUACCAACAGACAGAGCAAUACUCUCGGCAAACGCAGAUCUUGAGCUGCUUCAAGAAUUAUCAAGGAGAACAGACUUCAAUGCUGUUCACUCUGCAUUUAACUCAGACCCUGGCAGCGCUUCUCAGGACAGCUCUCAAGUUUACAGACGCUGCUCUAAAAAACCAGUACCUUCUUAUGGUGAACAGAAAGCAGUUAUUAACACAACACUCCAGUCUGUUCCUACGAAAUCAGAAUAUAAUUGUCACCCAGAAAGUGAGAUCUUCGGUCAUGCCACGUCUAAACCGGAAGUUGUUUUCAAAAGUUCAGAAAUAAUAAAAUCAGGUAGUGGAGGAGAGCAAGGAGUGGGUCCGAUUCUCCAACAAAAAGAAGGUAGUUUGGAAAAAUCCCAAGACCCGAUGAUUUCAAUCAACGAGCCUCUUGAGAAUCUGGAUGAAGUACGUUCUGAAAAUGAAGGGUUAAUGCGUUCUGGUCAGUUACAGUGUUAUUUGGGUGACAAGGGAUCAGUGAGUUCUGCUUCUGCUACUGUCCCUACCCAGGAACUCCAAGCUCAAGGCAGCGAGUCUCUGCUUUCAAUAUCCAUCAACUCUAAAAUACCUUAUUUCCUUUUGUUUCUAAUAUUUCUUGCAACUGUCUACUACUAUGACCUAAUGAUAGGCUUGGCAUUCUAUCUUUUUUCCUUGUACUGGUUGUACUGGGAAGGGGGGAGGCAAAGAGAGUCUGUCAAGAAAAAGUGAGCUUGGCACAGUUGCUAGUCUCUCUUGAAGGAUAAGCUAUUUAGUCCCAAACAUUUGGAAUGGCAGGAAAGACUAUCCAUUGUUCAAAGAGUCCGUGCAGUUAUUCUCUUGAAGGAUCAUUUAAAAAGGAAUGCGUAUGAAGUUUGCUCCUUCAUAUAAGUAAUUAUUCUAUAUAGGACCAUUAUGCUUGGAUCAUUAAAUACCUAUAUGAAUAUGAGAUGUGAAGCACGUCAAGUUGGAAUUAGGUACAGCUGUUGCUCCUUAGCAGGCUGUGAAGUUGCAAUGCUUCACGUCUCUUCACUAUUUAAAGCGCUAUUUCCUGCAUUCAUUUCUUUCACAGUAAAGCUUUGGAUAUUUUUUCCCUGACACUACUUUCCUCCUACGUUUUUAAAAAAUGGAUAAAACACAGACAAUCAUGAGGAUUUUUUUUUCUUUUAGCCCCUAGGAUUAGCAAAGGAAUUUUUAUUUAUCGCUGUGACUUUUAUCACCCAUAUUGAUAGAUCGAAUGCUAAAAUUUCUACUUAUACCUUUAAGAAAACACCCAUGUAUGUUGCAAUAUAAAAAAAAAACUUAAAUUGGAAAUAUAUAUUAUGCACGCUCACAUUAUACUUCACGUGCAUACCCUUGUAUCUCUUUGUACCUACGAUGUCAGGGUAUUCAUAAACCAAAUUUAAUCAAGACUUCUAUAAUAAUUAUAAAAUUUUCAUGCAAUUCUAAAAAUUUUGUGGGUGGCCUGUUUUAAGCAAUGCCUUUUUGUUUUGUUUGUUUUUUUGGUUUUUUUUUUUUAGUUGAAUGGGUAGACUGUAACACAAAUGAACAAUUUUAAUGUUAAGUGCUGUCCAGACAUGAAAAUCUGUAAUCAUUGUUUCAAGAUGACUUUACACCUGUAGAGUAGUGUGCUCAGUCUGUGGGUUACAACCCCUUUGGAGGCUGCCUAUCAGAUUCCCUGCAUAUCAGAUAUUUAUGUUACCAUUCACAACAGUAGCAAAAUUACAAUUAUGAAGCAUAAACAAAAUAGAUUUAUGGUUGGGGUCACCACAACAUGAAGGACUUUAUUAAAGUGUUACAACAUUAGGAAGGCUGAGAAGCACUGCUAUAGAAUAUAAGGCCUUAAGUAAUAAUAUAAUAGACACUGAAAUGGUUUGCUCUUCCCAAUAGUUCUUCUUUUAGAUUAGUCAUUCAUAUUUUAUCAUAGUAAGGAGAUGAAUUCUAUCUUAAGGUGAAUUUACAGGACAAACUUCUUGUCUUUGGUGAUACUCAUUAUAUGAGAUUAUAUUAUAUGAGAUGAAUACUCAAAAUUAUAAACAGGAAAAUAGGUUUAGUUGGAAGCAUACUGAGAAAGAAAUGAACAUAGAGUAGAGCAGUGAUUUUGGCUACUAUAAUUAUAGGUAAAGGUAUGAAAUAAAGGUACAUUUUUACUUUAGUGGAAAUAACUGUCAAGAUUCAUACAGAAUUUAUUUCAGCAAUUUCAUUGAAUAAUUUUAAUACAUAAAGCCCUAUGCUAUUCUAUGGAGGUCCUUCGAUGCACUGCAUAUUUGGAUCCCUGUAUAUAGCAAAAUAAUAUAUUUUUAACUGGCUUGAAGUAUGAGAAGUAUUAGAGAGAGGGAGCCUAUUGGUCAUCUUUCAUGGAAAUUUCUUUCAGGGAAACUUCAACUGAAAACGAUGUGAUAUUUAUAUUUACUAAUAACUAUAAAAAUACACGUCAUCUCAUAUAUCUCUCAAGUAUGAAUUUAUAAGAAAAUAAAAAUAUUUAAAAUGGCUUAACAUUUAAUACCUAGUGGUUUGCUUAAGUUUCUUUAUGUGCACAAUUAUUUCUCAAUCUUGUAAUUGCAUGCUUCUCUCAAGUCUCCUUGAAAGUGAGUCAUUGGCUUUAGUUGACCCAAUGUAAACAUCCUGAAGUAGAAUGUAGGUUAAAUAUUUGCUUUUUGAGAAGCAUACAAGUGGAAUUUCUUUAAGCAGCCCUUAGAAAUUAUCUCUAAAAUUGUUGCUCUCACAUUCUGUUGUCAGGACUAAGUUAAGUUGCCGUUAAAGUUAGCAUUCCACCAGUUCUUUAUGGCUUAGAGCUUUUUUUAUUCUAUGUUUUAAGAGUUCUAGUCAAUAUAGCUUAUCUUUUUAAUGAAAAGGGCACUAUUAUUUUAUGAGCACAGGUGCCUGAACGAGAAUUCUUCCCUUAAAUGAUCAAUGUAACUUCCUUUACCUCUUCUAUUUGAUUUCUGGUAACAUUAACUCACCAAAGGUUCUCGUGCAUUUGUAAUAAAGCAGGAACAAGCUUCAAAGGAUUUUAAACACCCGUUGGUUGUGUCUUUCUUUGAUGGAAAGAAGAAACACUGGAUAGAACUGGCUUUUCAAGCAUUACUUAUAGGACUUGAAACAAAGUCACAGAGGCAUUUGAUAGGACUGCUAAAGGAGGAGGUUGAACUUGUCAGCCUCUUUUGGUCACAUCUCUACACUGAGUAAGCAGAUAGAGUGGUAGGAUGAACUUGUUGCCUCUGCCGAGGAUGACUCCGCUAUGGGCCAUCUUGGUAAAGGCCAUGUUUUUUAAGGCAUACCUGCCAGUUUCUUGUCUCACCACACAUUGACUAUGAACAUAAUGAAGGCUUAGUAGGGUAAUACAGCAACAAUAAUCUUUACAUAUGCCAUUCUUAUUUUAAAUAAGAAAUACGAUUUAAUCAUUGUCAUCUUCUAUCUUUCUGGGGUUCACACUCUUAGACACAAGCCUCUAAAAGAUAAUUGAGAAGUUUAGCAAUGUUAAGGAGUACAAAACAACUGCCUUUUAAAGAUUUCUGACUUCUGUGAGCUAUCAAUAUCACAAUAAAAUUCUCAAUCAGAAUAAGAUGACUAGGUGGUUUAUAUCCACUCUUCAACAUUUAACAAUGUUGGCUUAUAUUUACUUGAGGAGCUCUAAUAUGUGGAUAGUAAUUUUUUCAACAACUAUCUAUAUUAAAAUAUUUGUCACUAUUUUGUCAAACAGGACAUUCUUAUACCUCAUCUUAAACCAGUAUUCUGGUUAAGCAAAAAACAUUUUACCAGACCAGACCAAAUAUGAGGAAAUAAAUACUUUAUCUCUAUCCAGUGCUAGUCAUAGAGCUUUUAAAAUGUUUUGUUUUACAGCGAUGAAUGUUAUUUCAUGUGCAAGGCCUGUUUCCUUUAGUACAAUCCCUUUUAUAUAUAAAGAAAGUAAAAAGCCAACAAAUAAAAGAGAAGUAGUGACAAUAUAGAAGGUGAAUCUACUUAUCGGCUUUAUGAUAGCAGGCUUUUCUUUUACGUGUCCAUUGAUUCUGGAAACUGGAAUUCCCAAUAAGGACCACCUUUUGGUGUUAACCUGUCUUAACUAGUCCCUUGCCAGGCACCUCCUCAGUUGUGUAUCUCUGAAGAGAUCAGCUAAAAGGGUUACUGUUAUUCAUUUGAUUAACCAUGGUUGCUUUUGUAUAUUUCUUUGGAAAUUUCAUAAUAAAAAUCUUGUCAGAACAACUUAAUUUCCAUCAUUUGAAACAUAUUUGAUCAACAAUAUACUGUUUCUACUACAGGACUCAAACUUUAAAAUUAUAAAUUGGAUUUUAAUGAAGCUUCCAGCCUAGCUUGGAAUGUGCAUGUACUUUGAAAUAAAUUGUUCUAUUGUGGUUUGCUAAAACCUUAUUAAACAAACAACUAUUUUAAAAGUUCAAGAUUUUCAUUUUAUACCAUUUGAAUAUGUGGCAAAUUAUACAUAGGACAUUGUUUUUUUUUAAAAAUUACACAGUACAUUGUGCAACGCAUUAAUAAAAUUUUACCCAUGUCACUUUCUACUAUAUGCAAUGCUUAUAAAUUGCCAGAAAAUAAAGUAAGAUGUCAAUAACAGUAAAGAA
Rattus norvegicus (Norway rat) is the source of this 8043-nucleotide messenger RNA. The record is from RefSeq and is a predicted model, not a curated record. NCBI's taxonomy places the organism in Eukaryota, Metazoa, Chordata, Mammalia, Rodentia, Muridae.